AUGCCCAAUCACUUUGAUAGCAUAAUAUGCAUUUUUGGAGAUGAGGAAGAAGUUGAUAAAUGCCGCCAAGACUUCGAAGCCGCAAAAAUUAAAUGGGAAGGCGGAGAAAGAUUAUGUUUUUGCCAAUUCAUUGAUCCAUUGCCUUCAGUUGUGAUUUAUAAUGAUGGAAUAAGAAACGUUAAAGAGAAUCGAUUGCUCACCGAUGAAGAGAGAAAGAUCAUUAACGAAUAUAAUGAUUAUCCUUCAAUGAAUUGGGGCGUCAAUUUCGGUUGUGCCCAAGGGCAUUUAGAAAAGCAUAAUAAAAAUAUGGCAAUUUACUCAUUUUGGACACCCAAUGCACCAAUUGCAAGAAGACUUUUUAACAUCUUUCACAUGAAAUAUCCAAAAUUAAAUAUAGGCUUCGAAGGUGUUGACGAAUGUUGGCCUGAUCACCAUGUUAAAUUUCUUAUAAAAGCAGAUUCUCCAAUAAUGACCAUCGAAGAAAUAAAUCAAAAACAUGAAGAAGAGCUCCAGCGCCAAAGAGAAGAAGUUAUAAGGAUGUUUAACCUUAAGUGA
Trichomonas vaginalis G3 is the source of this 555-nucleotide messenger RNA. RefSeq lists its product as uncharacterized. The coding region runs from base 1 to 555 and encodes 184 amino acids. Lineage: Eukaryota; Parabasalia; Trichomonadida; Trichomonadidae. The record is from RefSeq and is a predicted model, not a curated record. The transcript has a single exon.